Corythoichthys intestinalis (scribbled pipefish) is the source of this 5156-nucleotide messenger RNA. RefSeq names its product zinc finger BED domain-containing protein 4-like. Gene Ontology annotation, biological process: regulation of transcription by RNA polymerase II. Lineage: Eukaryota; Metazoa; Chordata; Actinopteri; Syngnathiformes; Syngnathidae. The transcript is spliced from 3 exons. The coding region runs from base 82 to 2037 and encodes 651 amino acids. Gene Ontology annotation, cellular component: nucleus. Gene Ontology annotation, molecular function: protein dimerization activity. The record is from RefSeq and is a predicted model, not a curated record.
GAUGACGAAUCACGACAACGAAACAUUCCCUUAAAACCACGAGACAAUUCGAACGAAACUGGACUGGUGAAGUGAUUAAUCAUGUCAGCCAGGGCGCUUGGUGGUCGGAAACGACGUGACGAUAUAUGGUCUCAUUUCCAUUACAACGAGAGCCAACGAAGAACAGAAUGCACUGUCUCUGUCGGAGACCAUGGAGAAAUGUGUGGCCACAAACUCGGUGGCAAAAACACCACUAAUCUAAAGCGGCACCUGAAAGUUCGUCACCCUGAUAUUUAUUCAAAGAUCCCUGAGGUCAAAACACCUAUAGAGAACAAGAACAACACGGAACAGUUACCUAUUCCAACAGCAUUCCAGCAUUUCCCCACAGUGUCCAAAUACAAGUCAGAUUCAUUUGAACAACGUGCCAAAGAAAACGCGCUGGCUCUUUGGAUUGGGCGUACCGGUCUACCUGCCAGCACAGUUGAGGAUGAAGAUUUCAUCCUAAUGAUGGAGACCAUUGAUAAGCGACUCGCCAUACCCAAGAGAUCAAAAAUAAACAACUUAGUUGACCAAAUUUAUGAGGAGGAAAAACAGAAGUACAAAGAGCGGCUUACAUUAGCCCGCAAAAUAACUCUCGGGCUGGACAUAUGGACCAAAAGUGGACUUAAAGCAUCCUUUCUAGCAAUUAGUGCUUGUUAUUUUUGCAUUGUUGAAAACAAAGCGCAACACAUAUUGUUGAGACUGGAGCAAAUUGCACAUCCACACUCUGCUGAGUGUAUAAAAACCUGUGUCGAUCGAUGCAUAGAUAUCUGGGCAAUACCAAAACACAAAAUCCUGACAGUCAUCACUGAUAAUGGAAGCAAAACAAUUGCAGCCUUCAAAGAUAAUGAAGAAAGUGAUUGUACGAGCUCUGAGGAUGAAUCUACUGACAUGAGUGACCCUGAAGGUAUUGAGGUGGCUGAAGUCUCUGGAGAAGACCAUGGGUUUGGAGCCUUAGAUAUAUGUAGCAUCCCCUGUGUUGUGCACACACUACAACUCGUGGUGAACAUGAUUCAGAAAGAGAUCAGUAUAAACCGACUUCUGAGCAAAGUUCGACAGCUUGUCAAGCUCUUUCACAAGUCGUCCGUCUGUCAAUUCUGUCAAUUCAAACUGGUCAAAGACUGCCCUACUAGAUGGUCUAGCACGUAUCUCAUGAUCUCGCGCCUUCUCCAAAUCAAAAACUCAGUUGUUCAGGUCGCGGAUGGAAUGAACUGGGACUAUCUAUCGCCAAGUGAGUGGCAGAGGCUAACUGCUCUAAAAGAUCUACUCCUUCCGUUUGCCGAGCAUACUCAAAUGCUCCAGAGCGACACACAGUCUUUAUCCUUGGUGUUACCUGCGCUCCUAGACCUCCAGGGUCACCUGUCUGAGUUUCCACACACGCAAGGAUCUAACUUCAAGGACCUAGCAUGUCUCGCGACAAAGAUGAAGGCAAACAUGGACAAUCUCUUCCGCCGCUUCCUGGAUCCCACCUACUCCACGUUUUCACCACUCUGUACUGCUGCGUGCCUCCUUGACCCGACGGUCGCACCUGAAGCACUGCUUGAAAACGAUGAUGAGCAGAUUCAAGUGCUUCUGGAAAAAGCGGAAGAUUUCAUCGCUCAGUUGGUACCACCAGUACGAGAGGUGGAAGCUGAAGAUAUCAAGCUUGAGGAGGGAGAAGACGAUUCUAAAAGCGAACCGCAGAGAAAACGGCCUAGGUUCAAAUACUUAAGAAAAUCGAAACGGCCAUCCAUGUCUAUUUUUUUAACAUCACGAGUCAGGGAGGAAAUUCAACAUUUCAAGGAUCAGUUGUCACAGGCAACCAACCAUGAGACCGGACUUGAAUUUUGGGCUACGCAAGAGGAUUCUAUUUAUCCGAGCCUAAAACCCAUCGCCUUUGAUCUUUUGGCCAUGCCAGCGUCAGUAUCAUUUGCUGAGAGAGCAUUUAGUGUAAUUGGUGAUCUCGGUGAAGUCCGUCAAACUAGAGCAAGAGCCAUUUUAGAGAGAAGCGCCUUCCUCAAGCUGAACAAAGUUCGGUAGGCUUAUUUUGCUGACACUGAAGGCCAGUGGUGAUUGUUUGUUCACAUGAAUUCAAUUUGAACUUUUUCUCACAUUGGGCCAUUUUAUAUGGUUUGUAAAUGUUUUGUUUUAAAUAAACAUCAUGCAUGCUUCCCUGUACCAGUGCACAGCUUGAAUUUUAUUUUACUGUAUUACUUUGUAUUGGAUUGUUUGGAGAAAUAAAACCACUUUUGUGAAAGUAAGUGCACUCAUCUGCCACUGUUCAUCCGAAAAGGUUGGAAACUAGGAAUGUCCCAAUCGCAUAUUUUUACACCUAAGUCAGAGUCAUCUGAUUUUGUCCUGAUCCGAUACUAGAGGUGUGCAAAAUUUUCGAUUCUUAGAUUAUUCGCGAUUCAGCCGUGGAAGAUUCGAGAACGAUUCACAAACAUCCAAAUUCCGAUUAUUGAAAUAUGCCAAGUAAAGCGGAAGUACAACACACUCAGCGCGCCGCGCGGUCUUCGGGACGGAACGGAGCGAGAGUAGCUAAACAUCAUGCUUCUCAUUACCCGGCCCCUCGGGUAAUGCCAAUGCUCAACUCACGGCUCUAGCUCAACUCAUGCCACGACAUAAAAAAACACAACAACAUACCUGACUGCUGCCAAAAAGCUGCUACAAAAGUACGUCAUCCACAUAAUGUAAUGGUAGAUAUCAUUUAUAUAGGACUAGAUGGACCAUUGAUUCGGUAGCGUGAACAGCACAUCUACAAAAAGCUAGAUGCGACCGUUAGUAAACGACCGCCAUCUUAAAGCAGUACACUUCCCUGCAAGGCUGUUGUAGCGAACCUUCCAAGCAAACCUAAUUAACUUUUUAUCUAAAAUACUCCUAAAUCGGUAAAAUAUUGACUUGAAUCUAUCUUUAAAAUAGUUUUAAAACUUUCACAUGUCGAAAGUAGACAAAAGGGAAAUUAUGGAAUAACGGGACCAAUUUUAACAACUUUAACAAUUGAUUCACAACAUUAAAUUAAUUGAAUGUAGUUUAAAGCUGCUGUUACAUAAUGGGGACUGGAGUUUUUUAUUUACUGUUAUUUUUGUAUAUUUGUUUACUGCUAUAUGUUAACUUGAUACUGAAAUAGUAGUUUAGUUUAGCCUGAGAGGAUUUUUGAACAAUUUUGGAACUAAUGUACAAAACAUUUAAUUAAAAAAAAAAAAAAGGAGGGGGGGGGUACAUCAAUAAUCGUUUUAUAACCGAAUCGGAGCCUCUGAAUCGUAAUCGAAUCGUUAGGUGCCCAAAGAUUCCCAGCUCUAUCUGAUACCCCAAAUUUUUUGGGAACAAAAGUUCUAAACAUGUUACUGUCCCACCAUGUUGCCUUCAUAAUGUGAUUUUUAAGCAAGAAAAUCGUUGAAAAUGCUUGUCUUUAUUUAAUGCUUUAGUGCAGUGGUUCUUAACCUUGCUCAAGGUACCGAACCCCAAGAGUUUCACACGUGCAUUAACCGAACCCUUAGGAAUUAGAAAAAUCUUUUUUUUUUUCCAAAUUCAUCAUCGAUAUAUCUAAGCUAUCAAGGUAAAACCCAAGGGAAUUUCCAUUGAAAGUUCUUCUCAUUUAGACAGCAUGUUUUUAAACAUGGUUUUAUCAUUAUGCCUGCAGCAUCAUCAGAGCACUCAACCAAGAGUAGCCCAAUGCACAUAUCUUAGAAUUUUUAUGUCUUAUUUAAUAAAAAAAACCCUACACAAAAUGAUCGCCAAAUUUGUACACAGUCAUUACGUUAAGAAAAAUAUUUUGAUUAGUGUUGUCAAAUUCAUCGCGUUAACGGGCGGUAAUUAAUUUUUAAAAUUAAUCACGUUAAAAUAUUUGACGCAUGCACGGAAUGACCCGCUCAUGCGUUGCCUCAAACAGUUUACAAUGACGCCGUUUUAGCACACUGCAAGGGAAAAGGCAGAGAAAUGCGAGUGGACACAGACGUUGAUUGCACCGCGCCUUUUAUUGGCUUAAGCUUUGGCAACUCUUUCACAACAAUUAUAAGUAUUGGGGCGAACGACAUGGGGAAGAAUGACAGGAGAUGAUCUUUUCCUUAACACGCUUAAUUGAACACAACGCAGAUCAUACUGUAUACCAUUUGCAGCCACCACUGACAGUCAUGGUUGCCCAACUUCCCAUUAUGCAUUUGGGCGAAACAGUUAACUCGCUACAGUAUCAUUUAGUGAAAGCACAACAAUAUUAAUAUUCAUAUCUCUCACAGGAGACGAUCUUUUUCUUAACACGCUUAAUUGAACACAACGCAGAACAUACUGUAUACCGUUUGCAGCCACCACUGAUAGUCAUGGUUGCCCAACUUCCCAUCAUGCAUUUGGGCGGAAGAGUUAAGUCGCAACAGUAUCAUUUAGUGAAAGCACAACAGAAAUAAUAUUCCUAUCUCAAAAAAAAAAAAAAAAAUUCACAAAAAGAAAAGUGCUCAAUUCAAAGUGAACUGGCAUUCCCAAUCAAAAUAGCUAUGCAAAAUACACAUAAAACUUACUCAGACUUUGCCUUGGCUAGAUCUCUAAUUAAUUUAAAACUCGCCAUUGACACCUUGUGGUGUAUUGCAAUCACUGCCUUACGUAGUUAAAGACACUGUGGAAGAACGGCAGGGAGCCCAUGUGUAAUAUAAAAUUACUAUAACUUGGACUAACAUUUAUCUUUUAAGAACUACAAGUCUUUCUAUCCGUAGAUCCCUUUAACAGAAAGAAUGUUAAUAAUGUUAAUGCCAUCUUGUGGAUUUAUUGUUAUGAUAAACAAAUACAGUAAUUAUGUACAGUAUUUUGAAUGUUUAUGUCCGUCGUGUGUCUUAUCUUUCCAUUCCAACAAUAAUUUACAGAAAAAUAUGGCAUAUUUUAGAGAUGGUUUGAAUCGUAAUUAAUUACGAUUAAUUCAUUUAUAAGCUGUGAUUAACUCGAUUACAAAUGUUAAUCAUUUGACAGCCCUAAUUUUGAUUUGCUUUUCACAUUGGAGAUUUAAACUCGAUUAAUUUCACACUUUCUUCAUGUCGACAUUCUCAUUCUAGCGCAUCCUUGCCUUACAAUACUAUUUUCAUGGUGCAAAAUGUGAAGCAAAUGUUUUUGUUUUUUAUAUGUAAACGCAGUGCACGUUACCUGUAGGUCAGGGGUGCCCAAUCCUGGUCCUCGAG